AUGGAUCGAGCUUAUGAAUUGGGUGCGCCGCCUGGACCUUCGAUUUCAGCUCAUUGUUUCCAAAACCUUCAAACGAUAUAUAUUUCCCGAGGUUCGUUCACAUUACCAAUUUCAUCAUUGUCAGGUUCAUCAAUACUUUUGAAGUUUUGGGACCUGCCAAAUGUGAGAUCUGUCUACACGUCAUCUCUUACGAGUAACAUAAUGGACCAACAGAGGUGGGACAGAAGAAGUCCGGGUGUUUCACUGUCAGAGGCAGAACUAGUCCAGCAUUCUGCCAUUACCGACUUUUCACUUGAUCGCAGUAAUGUACCAGUCUCUAGGGUUUCUCGAAUUGUUUCGACUUUGAAGGAGCUUAUAAGAUUUAGAUGGACAUACGCAUUUCCCUUGACACUAUCAAACUCUGAUAGAAUACUGGAUUUGAGAAGCAAAAACAUCCGGAAGAUACUGGACCUACACAGAGGCAGUUCGAAAGAACUUGAUUUACGAUUUCUAGACGGCACUUCUUACGCACCUCUUCCAAGACAGGACGCGGAAUCAAAUGUAGAGAAACCAUUAUUUCUGGGUAACUUGUCAGGUUUCCAACAAAUGACUUCGCUAACAAUCGAUCCGAUUGUAUUGAGUGGCCGAUCGCCGAGACAACCAAUUGAACACCACAUAGAGGAUUUGCUUCCACAAUCGCUGAUGUAUCUAGGACUAGUAUGUGAACUGCAGCAAAUUAAAAAGUUUUACCCAGGGGCCUACUCUGUUCGAGAGCAGACUUGGUCAGACGAAGUUACAAGUUUUGCAAACACAUUACCCGCAUCGAUGAGAUUUCUCACGGAAGUGGAAUUGAUUGCGCCUAGCCGAGAGAAUUCUCGGAAUAGUUAUACAGAACGGGAUGAGAUAUUGGAGCCUGUCAUGCGACAUUUUCAGGAGAGAGGAGUCGUCUGUUCAAUCACGAAAGUUCUGCCCGAGGAUGGUUUUCCGGAUUUCAGGACUAUUUGUCAAAAUGACUAG
Botrytis porri is the source of this 996-nucleotide messenger RNA. RefSeq lists its product as uncharacterized. Bases 1 to 996 code for a protein of 331 amino acids. The transcript has a single exon. Lineage: Eukaryota; Fungi; Ascomycota; Leotiomycetes; Helotiales; Sclerotiniaceae. The record is from RefSeq and is a predicted model, not a curated record.